AUGUUUGAGGUGGAAACUCUGCGUGUUGUAUGUAUGACUUUCAUGAAGAGAUCCAGAAAAGUACCUGCAAAUGCAGCAAACUCAGAAAAUACUUCACAGAAGGUUUCAUCUCCACAGAAAUGUACUGUGGAAGUAUUGAAGAAGGCAGGUGGAGUUGAUGCGAUUCAGCCAUUGGCAAUGAAGGAAUUGCUACACUGUCACAGUAAGCAUGGUAAAGCAACCCCUGAAAUGGUUGGUAGAAGUAUGAUAACAUCUGAUGAGAAAGAAAUUGAUAAUGAUUCAAUUAGAAGUUUGUCUGUACAAACUGUUGCAUUGGAGACAAAACAUGGGGAAGUGAAACCUGAAAUGAUCAGCAAACCACCAAGGAAGCCAAAAAAAAUGUGUGAAAGACAAAAAGAAGAUUCAUUGGAAUACAGUAAUGAUGAACUAAUGUCAGAAUCAAGCAAUGAUUGUGAGGAAGAAAGUGAUUCAGAGUUCAGUGAUAUGUUCAGUUGCCCAUUGUGUGAAGAAACUUGUGCUGACCUGAGUAAACUGAAAGAAAACUUGAGAUGUAUACUGGUCAAGUUGAAGUUUAAGGUUCAACUUCACACUGAUUUGAACGCAGAUGCAAUACAUAAAGUAUUACUGGACCUUAGUCAUCAAGAUCAUUCUGAUCACGACAGCAUUAUUGUUUGUGUAUUGUCGCAUUAUGGACCUGGUAAAAUAUAUGGGUGUGAUGGAAAACCUUUGACUGUCGCCGAGUUGGCAGAAUAUUUAAUGACAUCAAAGAGUCCUCAGUUAGAUGGUAAGCCAAAGCUUUUUUUCCUGACAGCAACCCCAGAAUCAUCUCCACCAAUAUUUCCUCCAGAUGUUGAUGUCUGGUCCGAUUUCUUGUUUUCGUAUGCUGCAUCAUGUGGGCAGAUGAUAUGGAGGCACCCAGAGACAAGAGAGAAUAUUUACAUAAAGAAGUUAGUGGAACGUCUUGACAAAAAUCACACACAGCAGACAGUGAUGGAAAUUCUAAAGGACGUUAUCUCUGAGGUUGAUCAGGAAGUCAGAACAUCUAAGUUCGCAAUGAAGCGGCAACAAACCCCAUGCUUUGUGUCUUUACUAAAGAAGAAUAUUCACUUAAAAUAA
Saccoglossus kowalevskii is the source of this 1116-nucleotide messenger RNA. RefSeq names its product caspase-8-like. The record is from RefSeq and is a predicted model, not a curated record. Lineage: Eukaryota; Metazoa; Hemichordata; Enteropneusta; Harrimaniidae.